CAUUUAUUUAAUUUUAUUUUAAACAAGCAGGCAUUUUAUUUAAAAUUGUUUACAGAUGUGAACUGUUCAAGGCCCACAAAUGUUAAUAAUAAAAAAUGACAAUAAAUGUUAUGUUGUGCAUUUAUUCCCCCGCAACUGUACCGAAACUGAACCGAAUCGUGACUUAAAAACCGAGAUACAUACCGAGUUGUGUGUACCGUUACACCCCUAAUACAUACUGUGUGUGUGUGUGUGUGUGUGUGUGUGUGUGUGUGUGAUUAAUCCGUGUUCGGCUGCUCAGGUCUGCAGUGUGUGACAAACUCCAAAACAUUCGAGUCUGGCAGCUGAGAGUCGGUGGUGAAGAUAAGGAGAAGGAAACCCGUGGAUGAAGCGGAACUCGUUCCCCGGUUAAGAGAAGCGGGGGCUCCGCCGACACGCGGCACCGCGAUGCCCCGGGACUGAGUGCGGUUCCUCUGAUCGCUGACGUGCGUGACAUUCGUGCGCGCGCGCGUGUGAGUGAGUGUGUGUGCGCGUGUUCUGACAUGCGGGAGACGGCGGCGAGCUCCUUCCUCUCUCCAGCCGCGCAGGACAAAGAUGGCAGCAGCAGCAGCAGCAGUGCCCGCAGACGGUCCGCGCUCUGACUGCUGCUAGCCAACCCCCCCGAGUGUGUACGAUGUCUGGAGGAACACUGGAGCUCACCGACUCUCACUCCACGUGAAGGUAUGGCCUCACAAGUCUUGGUCUACCCACCACAUGUUUAUCAAACUCAGACAAGUGCCUUUUGCAGUGUGAAGAAACUCAAAGUUGAACCCAACAACUGUGUUUACCAUGAGAGGGCCUUCUCACUGACUUUUUUGAAUGGUAAAACCCUUGGCAUUGGACAGCCAACAAAAUUUGUACCGACGUACAAGACACGGGACUUUGCCGGGUGCAGACGGCGUGGGGAUUUUCCAGUACAGACUGUCGCUGUACAAGGUGUACAACGACGACCAGCCUGUGCAGCAGCACAUCACCAGGAAAGAGGUGUCCCGUUACAGGGCAAAGAGCCGAAACAUCUGGAAAAAUCCAGGAGCAGCAGUGGAGCUACAGGGAUAUCUGGAGGGCUCAAGGGCGAGCACAAAGGGAGUGGUGGGGGAGAAGGAGUUGCCGGUGGAGGGGACGACGAGGACAAGGGGGAAGACGACUGUAGUUCUGACUUGGCAGGUGGUUCCCAGCGAUGUGGUUUGAAACGUAAGAGCGAGGAGCUGGAGAACCAGGGAAACGCCAUGCAGAUAGUGGAGGACCUGUCAAUGUUGCCUGCAAUGUUGCAAACAAACGUAGGGAAUCCACCAGUUGGGGUCCCGGCAGCUGUAGCAGCGGGGCCGGUAAAGCAAGGAGGUGGAACUGGCAGCGGGGACGGUGAUUACCAGCUGGUACAACAUGAGGUGCUUUGUUCAAUGAAGAACACCUAUGAGGUGCUGGACUUCCUUGGCCGUGGUACCUUUGGUCAGGUAGUCAAAUGCUGGAAACGAGGCACCAGCGAGGUGGUGGCGGUAAAGAUCCUGAAAAAUCACCCGUCCUAUGCGCGGCAGGGCCAGAUCGAGGUUGGGAUCUUGGCCCGGCUGAGCGGAGAGAACGCGGAAGAGCAUAACCUGGUGCGGGCUUUCGAGUGCUUCCAGCACCGUAACCAUACCUGCCUUGUGUUUGAGAUGCUUGAGCAGAACCUAUAUGAUUUCCUCAAGCAGAACAAAUUCAGCCCGCUGCCUCUAAAAAUAAUACGGCCCAUUCUUCAGCAGGUUGCUACUGCGCUGAGGAAGUUAAAGGCCAUGGGUCUGAUCCAUGCUGAUCUGAAACCUGAGAACAUUAUGCUUGUGGAUCCGGUCCGGCAGCCGUACCGGGUAAAAGUCAUAGACUUCGGUUCCGCCAGCCACGUGUCCAAAGCCGUUUGUUCUACGUACCUUCAGUCACGGUACUACAGAGCUCCGGAGAUCAUCCUGGGCCUGCCGUUUGGUGAAGCCAUAGACAUGUGGUCAUUGGGCUGUGUAAUAGCGGAGCUGUUUCUGGGAUGGCCCUUGUACCCCGGGGCCCUGGAGUACGACCAGAUCCGCUACAUCUCUCAGACGCAGGGUUUACCCUCAGACAACCUGCUGAACCUGGGGACGAAGACGUCUCGCUUUUUCUGCAGAGAGUCUGAAACCCUUUAUGCAGCAUGGAGACUGAAGUCCACAGAGGAACAUGAGGCAGAAACUGGGAUGAAGUCGAAGGAAGCCAGAAAGUAUAUUUUCAGCUGUUUGGAUGAUAUUGUGCAUGUGAAUUUAGUGAUGAAUCUGGAAGGUGGUGACCUGUUGGCAGAGAAGGUGGAUCGUGGAGAGUUUGUGCUCCUGCUGAAGAAGAUGUUAUGGAUCGAUGCGGAGAAGAGAAUCGUCCCUGGUGAAGUCCUCAACCAUCCCUUCGUCACCAUGCAGCACCUUCUCGACUUUCCUCACAGCAAUCAUGUGAAGUCAUGUUUCCACGUCAUGGAUGUGUGUAGGCCACGCCCCGGAGUCUACGACACAGCCAAUCGCAACAAAGCUUCAUUUACCAGACCACACACAAACUCAGCACCAAACAUCACCGUACCCUACAGCAAGAUGCACACACAGCCUUUAGCUCCACCUGCUCCCUCCGUCGUUCAUCCCGCGAUCCCGCUACAAACAGCAGGUGCUCCGUUUGGGGACUCGUUUCAGCAAGCGCUCAUCAUCUGCCCUCCGACCCUACAAGGUUUACCGCCCAACCCCAACAAGCCGGCUGGUUACUCGGUGCGGAUGGAGAGCGCGGUCCCGCUGGUGACCCAGGCUCCUGCCAUCCAGCCUCUACAGAUCAGACCAGGUGUCAUCACACAGCAGGCCUGGUCCAAUCGGCCGCAGCAGAUCCUGGUACCCACCUGGCAGCAGGUGACUCCGGUGGGGUCCGAUUCUGUGGCAGGACCACAGAGGCUGGCAGACUGGGGGAAAGUCCGGCCUCACGGGAACCACUACAGCUCCAUCCUGCCCCACCCCCAAACUCUGUUAGCCAAUCACAUGACAGCGAUGUCCGCUCACCAGCCAAUCAGCAUCGGGAUCGCUCACGUGGUGUGGCCGCAGCCGGCAGCCAACAAGAGGAACAAACCCUGCAUGAACAGGAUGAACUUCUCACACAACACCAACACACACUACUCGGUGUGCCAUUCCCCAAAGACCAACAACGGCCACAAGCGCACACAGGAAGUGGAGUGUCGGCGUCCUAAAUCGAGGGAUUGCGUGGUGGAGGCGGAGUCAAGGGUGGAGUCGCAGGAGGAGUUACAGGAGGAGGAGGAGCCUGCAUGCUGUAAGGUGGAGGUAGAAACACGGUCGAACGCACUGGGCGUGUCUGAGAAACAGAGGCAGACCGUGACGGCCGACACACCGAGUCCUGCAGGCAGCGUGAUCAGCAUCAGCAGUGACGAAGACGAGGAUGAAGACACGGAGGAGGAGGAGGCGGGAGAGCAGAGGCACUCCGUCGAGUGUAAAGGAAGUCCGGAGUGUGAGGCGUGUCGGAGUACACUGAAUAUGGAGCGUGUGUGUUCUCUCAGCAGUCCCGACUCCAGCCUCAGUACAAGCUCAUCAGCAUCAGUGCAGUCCAGCACCUCACCCUGCAAGAGAUCCAACAGCAUGUCCGAGGACGAGCGAGAGAGCGGGUGUGAUACGGUAGACGGCUCUCCUGCCUCCGACUCCUCCGGACAAGCGGACAGUCCGUUCCUGGAAAGCCGCUACAUCACUGAAGGUAAUCAGAACUGCGAAAGCCGCGUGGACGCCGAGACGGAGAUUAGCAAAGCGCCUGUACGGACCAUGGUGGUGCCUCCUAUGAGGGUGCAGAACAACAACAACAACGAACCGGCAGCCAGGACGGUCCUCGAGCCAUCGUGCCAGUCGAAAGGUCGCGUCGGUGGCGUCAGACAUCCACAUCACUCCAGCUCGCUCCUGAACCGGCCGCCGAAACUCAUCCCUCCAUCCCAGCAGUCUCAGCCUCCACCUCCACCUUUUGGGCAGCUCCAGCAUCCCGCAUCCUCGCACUCAGAAUGGAACGUCAACUACAGCCACCGACGCCCUCAGGCUUUCAUCCCCCCCACGGUGCAUGGCCACGCCUUUACCCUCCCACAUGGCAGCCCCACCCACUCCUCAGCCCACCCCCCUGCUCCACCCCUGGGCAUCGUCCACCCCCACGCACAACCCACUUUGAUCUCUUACCCGCCCUCGGCUCCUUUGGUUCCGACCGGCCCCAUGUCGCACCUCCUGCCCUCGCCUGGUACUACAAGGAGUCACGUGCUCCUCCCAGCCAGGCACCUGGUGCACCAGGUGAGCGUGGGCAUCAGCGCCCGCCUCCUUCCCUCACCCACGCUCCACCCUCAGGGCCAAUUCAAACCUCUCUUCCCUUCGCACUCGUACAUCGCCUCUCCUGCCUACGCAGGUUUCCCCCUCAGCCCCACCAAACUUAGCCAGUACUCCUACAUCUGAAGCUAGCCUGAGUACCUCCUGAGUACCCCCACACACACACACACACAUACACCAAUAACCCACCCCCAACCCCACGUUUCCCAUCAGGGAGGGUUUUUUACAGGAACCAUCGAUCAUCCAGAUGUUCAUGCCCCAAGCCAUGGCACAAACAGGAACUCGAGCUGUUUUUUUGUUUUUCUCAGAACCACAUCAACUCGGGUGCAAUCGAACCUUCAAUCGAGCUUUAAAAAGAAAUUAAAUAUAUACACGAAUGUCUCGAAGGUUUUCCGCAAGUUGAUAAAGAACGCAAAGAGGAAAUGAAGCAAGUAUGGAUGGAUAAAAAAAAAAAAAAGACGAUGUGUUUUUUUUGCACAUUUUCUACAAGAUUUUCAAAUGAAGCUCUUCUCCAAACUGGUGAAAGGAGGGGGGGGGGGUACAGGAAAAAACCCAUCACGUGAUUGUGCAUCUCCUCCUCGUUCCCUUUCAGAUCUAUUUUUCUAUAUUGCCUUCUGAAUCGUGCGAGACACAUUUGUAAAACCGUCUCAGUUUCCCCGUGUCGAGCCGCCCAGUCCAAACACACACACCCCACCCCACCCCACCCCACCCCACCCCACUCGCGCCAUUACCAAAAACCCCGCACAUAAACGUCGGCAUCCACGUGAUGUCCUGCCUUUUUUUCAAAAGUAUUUCUACCGCCGUGGUUUCGGUGUCGAGUCACGCCAUCGGAUUAGAACCUAGUGCUCGUUCUCUUCACGCUGCAUGUGUUCUUGCAUGAGCUGCAAAACGUCAAUCAGCGUCGGAUCGACGUCGCUCUGAAACGUUCCCGUCGUGACACCGCUGCAUUGUUUCAACACGUCCUCAGCCAUAGUGCCUUAAAUAUUCGAGGUUGUUCAUGUUACUACUUAUAUAAAUCUCUCUCUAUAUAGAAAUAUAAACAUAAAUACAUUAUAUAUAUAUAUCGAUGUAUCGGACUGCAGCACUUGAAAUUCAGAAGGGUCCGUGCAUUCUGCAAGCGUGUGUGUGUGUGUGUGUGUGUGUGUGUGUGUGUGUGUGUGUGUGUGUGUUAACCCACAGGUGUAUGCAUUUCAUACCUGAUUUGGCAUGGAGGUAUUUCAUUGCACAAAAAAAUGUUUAACCUGUAGUCUUUUUUUUCACGUUUUUUCGAGGACGGCAUGCGUUUGCUGUAUCUUUAUAAAAAAGAUUAUAAUAAUAAUAAUAACUUUUCCCGACAAAGGAUCGUAAAGAAAAACGAGCAUUGAAUAUCCCAUGUAUUAAUGUUUCAUACCCGGGAAAAAGAAAGAAAUCUAAAUAAUUACUAACAGUGUUCUGUACUGUUGAACGAAAGCGCAAUAGAAUCGGAAAACGUCGAUUCUCUGAAAUCGUCCGUGCGUUUUUUCUGUUUGAUCUGUUUGGUUUUUCGUAUUCUAGAUGUGUAGAAAUGUGGUGGGCAUGAUUUUUCUUUUCCACUUUUUUUUGUUUGUUUUUUUUUGUUUUCCGACUAGAUGACAAAUAGAAAUGCAAGUAGAGUCUCCGAUUUGUGGUUUUGGAUUCAUCGUAGCCUGACAGCCCAGAACCAUGCAGUAUUUGGGAUUAUAAUCGAAUAUAUAUAUACGGUAUAUCUCUAAUAGAGCUAGUCUACUUAGUGCUGAAGCUUGACCAGGUGUGACUUUCUAAUCUUGUGCAAUCUUUCUCAUUUAUGCAUGUGUGAAACGUGUUUAAGUUCUAUUAUUAUGUACUUUGUUAGGGAAGAAAAGAAAGAAAAAAAACCCCCGUGCUUACUUACCGGUGUCGACUGCUUAUUUUAUACAUUCCGUCAGGGAGAUAAAGACGUAUAACGACUUCGUGCUGAUUUUUUUUUUUUCGGUUUUGUUUUCUUUCUUGGUAAAUGUGUGGGUUUUUUUUCUUUUUAAUAUAUAAAUGUUGCUUGUGCAGCACCAAAGACUGUAAUUUCGUAAUUUUUUUUUUCUAAGCAAGGUAGCUAUUCUCUCUCUCUGUGUCCCUGCAUAGACCUCAUGUAUACUGUAGGAAUUAAUUCUAGUCCUGGGGUUUUAAGUUUUAAGAAGUAAACAGAAAUGUUUUUGAUUUACGGCGUAGGUUUAACGUUUAUAGGUUUUAGCCUUUUUUUUUUUUCUUUUCUCGAGCAAGUAAUAAGACGUAUCAUCUAUCUUGAAUGUAUCCUAGAUAAGCUGCUAUAUAAUUAUUGCCACUUCAGAUAGCUGUGAAAUUAGACUUUUUUUUUUCUCCUCUUUAUAUCUGCAUUUGUAUCAAUUUUUUUUUUUUUGUAUAAUUCUCUCUUCUUACCUGAGAUUGUGUACUAGAAGUGUAUUUGGGUUGAUUAUUUUUUUGUGUUGUUGCUUUAAUGUUUGGAGUGUAAAUUGAACUGCUGUAUUGCUGUUGGAGAUUAGUUUCAGUUUGUUGAAGCUCUGUUUUUGUUUUGUUUUUAUCAGUAUUUUAACUUUUCAUUGAUUGUUCCUGCCUUUUUUUUUUUUUCCCUAUUUUUCUAUUACGCGUUGACCGGAGACAUGGUUUGCAGAACGGAAGUUGUUCUCUAACGAUCACAAAUUCAGAGAAUCGGUUUUAUGAAAUGAUUUCCUUUAGCCCGAGAUGUCGAGGAACACUUGAAGCCCCAUAACCCUGAUUUCUUUAUUAUUUUAUUAAAUUUUUUACAUUUAAUUCCCAGAGGUAACAUUUUUCUAUAAAGCUGAUAUUGCUAAACAUUUAUAACUGUGAUUAUAAUACUCUAAUUGGUAGCAUUAGAAUUUAUUUUAAAUAAUUAUAAAAUAUAAACUAUUAUAAUAUGCUACUUAUCAUUUAUCAUCGAUUCAGAAAAUUGAUUUACAAAAUUAAACAAACUUAAAAACUUAAUAUUUCAGUAAUAUUUUAAGUUGUUUGAGUACAAAUGAAUUUCAACAUUUUAAUUAUUUAUCUAUUAAGACUCUUAUGCACAGAGUGAACUUUAUAUUCCAAUUAAAUUAAUUAAUUAAUACAUUAAUUAAUGGUCAUGUCUUGAAAUGAAUUAAGAUUUUCUGGAUACAUCAAUUAGAUUUCUAUGGAAUGAAAUUCCACAGAUAUUCACAAGUCAUAAUUUAUAGCACUGUACAGAAGCUUAGUCAUGAAAACAAGUAAAAAAAAAAAAAAAGAAAGUUAUAGUAAGUUAUAAAAACACCAUUUAAUUUCUAGAAAUAAAUCCAUUUUCCCGACACACAGUUAUAUUUCCUUUUAGAGUAAUAAACCCACUCAUAUUAGUUUUUCUGUAAGAAUUUUGUAGCUUAAUAAUAAUUAUUAUUAUUAUUCUGAUCAGCACAGUUAUAUAGAUUUAGGAAUAUGGGCUUUUAAAUACACUAUAUGUACAAAUGUUUGUGGACACCACACUGGUUUGUGCUUCUUAUUAAACAUCCCAGUCCACAUUUACUCUCCAUUUGAUUCAUUCAGCCACAAAUUCAUCCCAAAGGUGUUGAAUAGGUUUGAGGGUCAGAGCUCUGUAGCAGGAGAUCUUCCACUUCAACCCAUGGAAAGCAGAUCUUUAUGGAGCUGGCUUUGUGCACAGGAGAAUUGUCACGCUGGAGACAGCAUCCAGAGUCGUUCCAAUUCCGUGACUCCAAUUCUGUGCUAACAGUUUGGGGAAGAACCGCAUGUGGCAGGAGAAGCAGAGUGUCCCAAUACUUUUGUACGUUUAGUGGUGGUGUUGUUUUUCCUCACAAUCUCAGAGAAAUGAGAAAGCGUAAAGAUGGAGCGUAAAGAUGAACACGUGUUUCUAUCGUAUCGAACGUCUCACAAAACCGCGUGAAGGACUGUGUGUGUGUGUGUGUGUGUGUGUGUGUGUGUGUGUGUGUGUGUGUGUGUGUGCCUUUAUUGGGGUUGUUGGAGAAAACAAAACAAAAAAAACAGAAAUGUCAGAUCAACUUCCUGUUCCAGGGAUCAGAAUUUUGACCUUUUUAUUUAUAAAAAAAAAAAUAUAAUUAUUAAUGAAUAUGUGUAUUCAAAAAUAAUAAUAAUAAUAAAUUCCCUUUUAUUGACAGUAAUUUGGCUUUUUUGAGCUCCACUAAACAUUUUCCUAAUCAUUAAUGCACAUGCAGGACAAUUUCAUUCCCAAUUUUGGUUAAAAGUAAAUAAUAAAAUAAAUAAGUAUAGAGUUUGAUUUGGACCGGUGUGAAACGGCCUUCACCAGCAAAUCUGUCUCCGUCUGUCCUGAUCAAGUGAGAAAUGAUGACUGUACGCUUAUUUCCAUAAUUUAUUCCCUAAUCGAUCUACUGAAAGAGUUUUUAAUCAUAUACACAUCGUUGCUGUUCUUAUAAUUUUCUUUUUUUUCCUCCUAAUCAGAUUAAGACUUUACUUUUAAUCACUAUUGCUAUUAUUAUUGUUAUUAUUAUUAUAUUCUUACUAAUAAUAUGUUGAAACUUUGCUAUUGUAUAUGUUUGUUUUUGAAACCUACUCAUGUAAUUCAGGGUGUUUGUACUAACCUGCUGUUGCUACUGUAUUAUCCUGAAAUCACCUCUCAGUAUGGAAGCUUGUAAAAGUCCUAAUGCCUUUUUUUUUUAUUUUUUGGAUUUUUUCUGAGAUAUUUAAAGUUACAGCAUGUUUUUGUUUUUGUUUUUUUCACCCCUGUGAUGAAUUAGGAGCAGUUACUCGCUGUGUCGUUUCUGUGGCUUUUGUUUCGUUUGUUUUCUUGUUUCGUUCGAUGCUACACUAGUUUUUUUUUUUUGCCAUGUAGCAAUUGCACUGUGCAAUAUUUAAGCGUAUAAUGAUGGGGGGAGGAGGAGGAGGAGGAGGGGAAAAACGAAAUCAAACUAGCAUCGAUUUCGGACGUGGCGUCUUUAGCGUUUCUGCGAUAGCGUGUAUCCUCUGUAGUUCUCAGUGACUUGGACGUGACGGGGCUCGGUCACAUUAAUCGGGUUUUCCAGGCGACUCUUUUUCGGUGAGUGUCAUAAUAAAGAGUUUAUGGUGUAUUGUCAAGAUUCACUUUGAAUAAAAAAAACAAUCUAUUGCUGCA
This is a messenger RNA of Silurus meridionalis, 9438 nucleotides long. RefSeq names its product homeodomain interacting protein kinase 3b (gene hipk3b). Gene Ontology annotation, cellular component: cytoplasm; PML body; nucleus. The transcript is spliced from 16 exons. Bases 702 to 4469 code for a protein of 1255 amino acids. NCBI's taxonomy places the organism in Eukaryota, Metazoa, Chordata, Actinopteri, Siluriformes, Siluridae. Gene Ontology annotation, biological process: peptidyl-serine phosphorylation; peptidyl-threonine phosphorylation. The record is from RefSeq and is a predicted model, not a curated record. Gene Ontology annotation, molecular function: ATP binding; protein tyrosine kinase activity; protein serine/threonine kinase activity.